Molecule: messenger RNA, 877 nt
Organism: Callorhinchus milii (elephant shark)
Lineage: Eukaryota; Metazoa; Chordata; Chondrichthyes; Chimaeriformes; Callorhinchidae
Gene: ccdc134
Product: coiled-coil domain containing 134
Source: RefSeq, marked provisional
ACAUGAGUCAGGACAGCGGUGUCUGCGGCGCGGGUCCGGGCCCGGCGCAUCUCCUCGGCAUGGAUGUGCUGCAGGUCUGUGUGAUUGUGCUGAGCUUGUGGACAAUUCCAGUCAACUGUCAAAAAGAAAGCCUGGAUUCAAGUUUGGAAAUUUAUAAAAAACUUUUUGAAACAAAACGCAAAGACCAGAUGCAUGCGCUGAAGAACAUGAUUGAAUUGAAUGACAUUAACCAGCAGUACAAGAUCAUUGACAUCAUGUUGAAAGGACUAUUCAAGGUUCUGGAAGAUUCUAGAAGUGUCUUGACAGCUGGUGACAUCCAACCUAAUGGUCCCUUCCCGAGGGAUGAAAAGCUGAAAGAUGCUUAUUCACACAUUGUUGAAAACACAGCGUUCUUCGGGGAUGUGACAUUGCGUUUUCCUAAGAUCGUCCACCAUUACUUUGACCACAACUCCAACUGGAACAGCCUCAUCCGCUGGGGAAUCAGUUUCUGUAAUCAGACAGGGGUUUUCGACCUGGGUCCCCAUACACAGCUGCUCAGCCUGAUGGCUCAGGAGCUGGGGAUCAGUGAGAAAUCAGCCGACUACAAGAAUCCAUUUAAAGACGAGAAAGAGUUUAUCCACAGCACAGACGUGUUCCAAAAGGCUUUGAAAGACGAGGAAAAGAGAAGNAAAAAAGAAGAUAAAAGGAAAGAACUCCGUAAAGGACCAAGGAUCACAAAAACACGGAAUGAGUUAUGACCUCUGAAUGUCCAGCGAUGUCCCAGAUGCUGCUGCCGUUGCCUGGAGUUGGUUAAAUGUUCCACUAUCUUAAAUCUCUGUAUUUGUGUCAACAAAGCCAUUGUGGCCAGGCAGUGACCUAUAAUAUAGGUUUGCACUCG